This is a messenger RNA of Rhipicephalus microplus (southern cattle tick), 1045 nucleotides long. RefSeq names its product vesicle transport protein SFT2C. Lineage: Eukaryota; Metazoa; Arthropoda; Arachnida; Ixodida; Ixodidae. Gene Ontology annotation, biological process: vesicle-mediated transport. Gene Ontology annotation, cellular component: membrane. The record is from RefSeq and is a predicted model, not a curated record.
CGUGACGCAAGGGCGAGCGGUCUUUCGUUCGCACGCUGAUGUUGCGGGCUGGCUCGCCCGAUCGCCUGCGCGCGCUAGCUCGGAGCCCAGAGCCAGCCGAAAUCACAUUGUAGAAAUGAUGACACCUAGCUUUGGCAGCCGUCACGGUCCUCGCCCCCGAUAGGUUUGUCUCGUUCCCGCGUACGAUGAUUGCCCGUUUGUAGGCUACGAAUUCCGAGUCGCAGUUCAAAAUAUGGGCGACAUAAACAGACAGCUGAGAGACUACCUCAGCCGCAACGAAGCGAAGAAAGAGAGCUCAAUAUUUGCGAGCACCGAAUCUCUCAAAAAGUUGCUCAGCUCCAGCAGCGGUAGCUCCGAGCCAUCCUCUAACGUCGCCGGCAGCAACGGCUGGUUUUCCGAGGCUGCUGACGACUCCUGCUUGCCUAGCCUGAGUAGAAAACAGCGCAUUGUUGGCUUCGCUGGAAUGCUGCUGAUGGGUUGCUUCUGCAUGGUCUUGGCAGGACUUUAUAUUCCCGUGCUAGUCUUCAAGGCCCGGAAGUUUGCUUUGCUUUACACGCUAGGAAGCCUUUUUAUAAUUAGCAGCUUUGCCCUGUUACGAGGACCAAUGAACCAUGUAAAGCAACUGUUGUCGCUGAAGCAGCUUCCAUUUACGACUGCCUACUUUGGGACCACAUUUGCAACACUCUACUUCGCAUUGGUGGUCAAAAGCACACUAUUGACGGUGCUGUUCACAAUAUGCCAGUGCGCAAGCAUAAUUUGGUUUGUGCUCGCCUCAAUCCCUGGUGGAGAGACCGGACUAAAGUUCUUCUCUCGUGUAUUCACCGGUGCAGUCUCUCGAACUGCAAGCAAGACGUUACCCGUUUGAGUGCAUUCGUAGACAAUAUGUUGGGCCACACUUAUGCGAGCCCACAAAAAUAGAGUUGAUACUCGCCAUGGUAACUCUUUGCAAACUUGUACAUAUGACAUCUAUUUAAGAUCGUUACCCAAUUAGUCGUUCACGACUGUUCAAAAUGGUUAUGAAAUAAAAGUGUACUUUUGUAUUUUU